CCUCCCCGCGGGGCGAUGGAACGAUCGAUGUCUCCGCGCUCCGCUAGCGCUCCCCGCCUGACUGUUCUGCCUCGCGCCUGCGCAGUGGCGUCCGACAAGAUGGCGGCUCCGCCGGGAGCGCUGCAGGAAGAGGCUCUGAGGCGGAAGGAGCGGCUGAAGGCCCUGAGGGAGCGGACCGGGGCGGCGGCGAGGCAGAAUAAAGAGGAUGGUGCACCUGAGGCCAAGCAGUUCAGAAACGACAACGAAGAGGAAGAGGCACCAAAACACAAGGAACUGAAGUUGCGGAAUUAUACUCCAGAAGAUGAAGAACUUAAGGGACGGAUAGUGCCUCCGGCCAAGCCGGCCUCAGUGGAAGACAAGGUGAAGGACCAGCUGGAAGCGGCCAAGCCUGAACCCAUCAUUGAAGAAGUGGAUUUGGCAAACCUUGCACCUAGAAAACCUGAUUGGGAUUUGAAGCGAGAUGUAGCCAAAAAGCUGGAGAAACUAGAGAAGCGGACACAGAGGGCGAUCGCCGAGCUAAUACGAGAAAGGCUAAGAGGGCAGGAGGAGAACCUGGCAUCGGCGGUGGACUCUGCGAAACAAGAGGAGAGCGAUUCGGACUGAAAUGCUCUUGCGUGUGGCUGAGGUGGUCUGCGAAGACACAUCCUUCACCUUUUUGAACAUAUAGGAUGCCAAUCCACAAGACAGUGCAUGUUGGACACAAAGGUUUCUCCACAUAUGUGAGAGAGUCAUCGCAAGAGGGAAUUAAGAGGAAAGGCAAGAGGCAAAAUACAGUUACUUGCAGGCCUGUAUCCAUGGAGGCAACAUCUGUCCAUUGAAAUGACAGUGAAACCAUCUGAACAAUAACAGAAGAGAACCUUAAUAUUCAUUGCAAAAAUAGCAGGUCUAAAUUGAGAAAUUGCAAGGUGGAUGGAGAGGCAGGCCCUUGAAAGUGUUGUGGGUAAUUGGCAAGCUUAACAAGUCUGGAACAUUUCCUUUGGAGCACUACAACUCCCAGAAGUCUCGAAAUAACCUCUCUUGCAUUGUUAAGUUUGCAACUUGAUCUUCAUUUUCAGAUGUUCCCCUUUUUUAAAAAACAAAAAUAUUGCCACUCCUAGUUUUUAUUCUCAGAUUGUACUGAUAAAUAUGGAAUUAUUUUUUUAAGAAUAAAAAGUUGUAAACGUAA
Anolis carolinensis (green anole) is the source of this 1165-nucleotide messenger RNA. It is a transcript of the gene ccdc12, whose product is annotated as coiled-coil domain containing 12. The transcript is spliced from 7 exons. Gene Ontology annotation, cellular component: U2-type spliceosomal complex; post-mRNA release spliceosomal complex. NCBI's taxonomy places the organism in Eukaryota, Metazoa, Chordata, Lepidosauria, Squamata, Anolidae. The coding region runs from base 16 to 603 and encodes 195 amino acids. The record is from RefSeq and is a predicted model, not a curated record.